Trypanosoma theileri is the source of this 969-nucleotide messenger RNA. RefSeq lists its product as uncharacterized. The transcript has a single exon. Lineage: Eukaryota; Euglenozoa; Kinetoplastea; Trypanosomatida; Trypanosomatidae. Bases 1 to 969 code for a protein of 322 amino acids. The record is from RefSeq and is a predicted model, not a curated record.
AUGCGUAAAGACGUGGAAAGUCUCUCCGAGGCGCUGCGACUACAACACACACGCUGCGAAGUUUAUCAUUUGUGGGAUGUGAAGUUCCACACAGCCCUCUCCGGUGUAUUGAGUGCCAAUGACCUCGCCGCCACUCUCAACAGUAGUAUUAUCACUGCCUUUCAACACGUCAGUUCAUCCCUGCGAGAACUGCAGGCAAACGCACAGAAGGAAAACGGUGAAGUCUACACAUUUUUAGAUCAGUGGAUUGAACGGCUGCAGCGAUUAGAACAGGAACACUACCGCACAUCUAUACAAUUACAACAACUGAUUGUACAGCACUGUGCGGCUAUUCCACAGAGGAACUGUAAAGAUACGGAAGUGACUCCAACAACAACAACAACAACAACAAGCGAAAAGGAAAAAGAAGGAGAAAAGGAAGAAUCUCAACAAGGUGAUAAUAGUGGUGAAAAGGAGAAGGAAAAGGAAAAGGAAAAAGUAGUAGAGAGUUGUCAUGUUUAUGCAAGUUUACAUGACUCGGAGCAUUGCCGGGCGAGACAUUUAAUACCCGUUUCUUCUCAGACAGCAUUGACAUUUGUAUCUUGUCGAGAUGCCAUGUUCUUCUCUUCAGAUGAUGAUGAUGAAAAUGAUGACUGGAAACGGGAUGUGAAGAGCGAUAACAAACAACAAGGAGAUUUAACUAAUAAUAAUAAUAAUAAUAAUAAUAAUAAUAAUAAUAAUAAUAAUAAUAUUAACAGUGAUGUUAAUGAUAAUGAUGAUAAUGUUUAUGAUGAUGAUGGGCGAGUGUCUUUUGUGCUUAGGAGUGGAGAGGAGGUGGUGUAUGUACCGCGUGAGGUGCAGCAGCGAUGUGCGGCAUUUAAUAAAGAAAUAAUGCCACUGUACCAAAUGAAGAGAAAAUUGAAACAAGAACUGCAGGAAUGGACGGAAGAACUUCAAGAAGAAUUGGCUGCAGCUACAGCUGUAGGAUAA